GAGAAAGAUUGGCACAGAUGCUAGCUCGGGGCCAGUCUUCCUCACCAGAAAAGUAAUGCUAGUCAUAGUGUGGUUAAUAUAUUUUGCCAGUAAAGACCAAAGCAAUCUUCUGGUCACUAACAUUUCAUAAAAGAAAGUAUAUUUUUAUAUAAAAAAUACUACGAAGGAUAUAAUCUUAGAAUUAGCUCCUCUAAUAACAAUACUGGAUGAUAUAAAUCCUUUCAAGGGAUGAUGAAUUACUUAACUUUCCUCUGCCUCAGUUUCCCCAUCUGACAAAUGGGUCAGUACCUUGCUCGUAGGAUUGUGUAAGGACUAACUGAGUUCAUAUUUGUAAGCCGCUUAGGAGAGUGCCUGGCAUAUAAAUGUGAUAUAAGUGCUUGUUACAUAAAAAAAUAAAAAAGUGUAUUUAAAAAUUGAAUAAAGGCAAGCAUGCAGAGCACUGGAAAAGACUGAGAUUGGCAAUCAGGCUAGACCCUGCAGGGCUGAAAGAGUCAUUCUUGGUGAAGAAAAUGCCCACUGCUGUGCUCUGCCUCCAUCCUGUAUUUCUGCCCCUCGUGCCCCAGCGUGACCUCUGGGUCUGGCCCUUCCUGGGCGUGGGCUCUCCUGGCCCGAUGCUCACCCUGCCCUCCUUCCCUCUGCAGGUCUUUGGGGGCCUCGUGUGGAUCCUGAUCGCCUCAUCCCUGGUGCCCCUCCCCCUGGCCCAGGGCUGGGUGAUGUUCGUGUCUGUGUUCUGCUUCACAGGCACCACUGUCCUGCUCUUCCUGUACAUGUGUGGCAGUGACAAUGAGGAGACUCCCUGGUUAACCGUGGUCUUAGGCUAUGUGACUGGUGCCCACUAUGUGGAGAGUUUCUGGAGGAAGCAUGAUGCAGUCUGCCAUAGUACUGCUGCCCUAUUUUACCUCAGCGCCUUCAUCCUGGAAGCUUGGGCCGCCAGCACAAUGAGAGACAGCUUCACUCAGGAACAUUACCUUGAAAAUGUCUUUGCUGCGGUGUUUUCAUAUGUAGCCACUCUGCUCUACAUGGUCCAUGCGGUGUUUUCUUUAAUCAGAUGGAAGAAAGCAGCAGAAGAACUUUAGCUGAAAACCCAGAUGGUGACAACUGAUUGGCCGCCCUCUGGCAUAGCUUUUCAGCAUGCAGAAAUGCUCUCCAUGGUGGAAAAAAGAAACCCAAAGAAGAGCAAUGCUGUGUGUCUUGAGGGUGUUAUGCGGACUCUCCCCUGUCCUUCCUGUCAGGGUUGGGACCUGCUGCGUUUAACCUCCUACUCCUGAGCCAUCUUUCAGGGUCAUCUAUUUGUGAAAGGGGGCGGUGGGGUGGAGUGUGGGGACUGUGACCUGAGAGACCAUGAAACAAAGAUCCCUGCUGAGCCCUGGACCGGAUCUUGCGAACUCUCUGCUGGAAUCUUCCACAGGCUCUUUUGAGCCCCCAUGUGGUGGGUGUUUCUAAGUCUUCAUGGAGAUUCUCCCUGUCAUAGGAUAAAACUCACCCAACAAGUACUUGCAGAUGUCCACAGGGGAAGAUGAUAAACCUUUGAAAUACUUUACAAAGUGCCUUUAUGUUCAA
Messenger RNA from Equus caballus (horse), 1560 nucleotides. The record is from RefSeq and is a predicted model, not a curated record. NCBI's taxonomy places the organism in Eukaryota, Metazoa, Chordata, Mammalia, Perissodactyla, Equidae.